Molecule: messenger RNA, 522 nt
Organism: Rhagoletis zephyria (snowberry fruit fly)
Lineage: Eukaryota; Metazoa; Arthropoda; Insecta; Diptera; Tephritidae
Source: RefSeq, a predicted model, not a curated record
CUAGUAUGGGUCGACUGUGAAAUGACCGGUCUGGAUGUCAACAAAGACCGACUGCUAGAGGUUGCCUUGAUCAUCACUGAUAUCGACCUGAACGAGCUCGAUUCCAUUGACUCUCUGUACAUUGGCACAUCUAAACAAGUUCUCGAUGCAAUGCCCGAAUGGCAUCAAGAGCACUUUACCGCAAACGGUCUCAUUGAAAAGUGUCUCAACUCAAAGCUAACUCUGGAACAAGUGGACACCAAACUGAGUGAUUUUAUGGUGAAGAAUAAUAUUAAAACUGGAAUACUUGCUGGUAACUCAAUUGCCUUCGAUCGUGAAUUUCUAAAGAAGAACUGCCCCAAGUUUAUGACCCAUUUGCACUACCGAAUGGUUGAUGUCUCCGCUGUCAAAGUGCUCGUUAGUUCGUGGUACAAAGACACCACUUACUUCAACAAGCAGACUGAACACCGAGCUUUGAGUGACAUUAAGCAAAGCAUCGACGAGCUAAAGUACUACAGAGAGAAUUACUUCAAGAAGAAAUAG